Salvelinus fontinalis (brook trout) is the source of this 2447-nucleotide messenger RNA. RefSeq names its product centrosomal protein 41 (gene cep41). The transcript is spliced from 11 exons. Gene Ontology annotation, cellular component: ciliary basal body. Gene Ontology annotation, biological process: cilium assembly; protein polyglutamylation. The coding region runs from base 342 to 1442 and encodes 366 amino acids. The record is from RefSeq and is a predicted model, not a curated record. Lineage: Eukaryota; Metazoa; Chordata; Actinopteri; Salmoniformes; Salmonidae.
UUUGGCUCAUGCAGUUAACCUUAAUCAAUUCCACAGAAGCCUUGGUUAAAUCAGUUAAAUAUGAGUGAAGUGGUCGUUGUUGUUAGUUAAUUGCUACUAGCAACCACUGAGCUGUAAUAAGAACUAGCAACUCUAGAUUUAAGAGAGAAGAAAAAGCAACAACCAGGGAGGAGCUAAACGUAUUCUGCUGCUAAGCAACUACAUCAAACUGUGGAACGGUAGAAACCGACAUCGUUAAAACAGCGUCAUUGAUUGGUCAAUGAUCGCUCUCGGCUCAAUCAGCGCCAAGUUUGUUCAACUUGGAACUUUGUGUUUGGUUUUUCUCUAUUCGGUUUGAAAAUAUGUCGACCAAGAGCAGUAUCGGCAACACGGAGUACAUGAAAAGGAGAAUACCUCAGAACCCCAAAUAUCAACAUGUGAGGACAAGGCUAGACACAGGAUGCAGCCUGACGAAGUAUGUGGAGAGGCUGGAGGAGAUAAAGAAAAAUUACAGGUACAGAAAGGAUGAACUCUUCAAAAGGCUUAAAGUUACAACAUUUGCACAGUUGGUAAUUCAGGUAGCAUCGGUUUCAGACCUGAAUGAAAGUGUGAGUGAUGGCGAAACACCAAGGCUGGAAGCUGACAUGGAGCGUCUGUCUGAGCAGACCAACGGUUCCCCCCUGCCUACGCCCACACCCGCUCAGUUCUUCGACAACAACAAUGACGCAGGGGACGCUGGCUACUCCCCCAGGUCGACACUUCAAAGUGUAAUAAGCGGGGUGGGAGAGCUGGAUCUGGAUAAGAACGGUCAGAAUACAGUGACUCUGACAACUGUGUCCAGCCCUCGGCUUCCAGAUGGACCCUACCCAGACUGCCCCUACCUGCUGCUGGACGUCAGGGACAGAGAGCAGUACGACCAGUGUCACAUCAUCAGCGCAUACAGUUACCCCAUCGCAACCCUCUCAAGAACAAUGAAUCCCUACACCAAGGAGGUGCUGGAUUAUAAAAAUGUUUCUGGUAAGAUCAUCAUAGUAUAUGAUGAGGAUGAGAGGAUAGCUGCCCAGGCAGCCACUGCCAUGUGUGAGCGGGGCUUCCAGAACCUCUUCAUGCUAUCUGGAGGCCUGAAGGUGAUUGCGCAGAAGUUUCCAGAGGGGAUGACAACAGGCACCAUCCCGGCGUCGUGCCUCCCAUCUCCCAAGGCGACAUCGGGCAGGAAGUGCUACACCCACAGACAGGUUUUCAUGCCAGCCGAUAGGAAGUGGAGGUUCACCUCAGACGACAUGGCCAACAUCCAGGCACACUUGGAGGAGAUGCUCGUUCCCUCGGACACCAACAGCCGGUUCAGCAGCCGCAUGUCCACCAGCAGUGCCCAGUCCAAAGCGUCCAGCGCUCGGAGUCUACGCACUUCCUCUCUAGCCGGCUCUGAAACCGCCAGAUCCCAGAGCAGCCGACCGUGGAAAUAACCCAUAACCCAAAUAAAGUCUUAUUUCACUACCACCGCCCAUGUGCCCCUCUGUGAAAGGGGAAACGCCCCCUCCCCCUCCCCAGGGAUACCCAACUGUAGUCCUCAAGGGCCCAAAUCUGCUUUAUUAUGGGAAUUGGUGUGUUGAUUUUGAAUUUGUUGCACAAUGAAUAUAAAAGAAUGUCAUCAGUGAUCGUAAGAUGAUAAUUUAUGGAUUUGCCUUGUACUCAAUUAUCGUUAACUCACAGAUGUUGCUUUCCUAAAAUGACUAGUGUUCAGUUCGCGCUCUGUCUCUGUCUCUGUGUGUGUGAUGCCUGUCAUUGAUAAAAACCAGUCAGCCGUUGAUCGUGUCCAUCUCCAUCAACCCUCAUUAACUUAAGGUAAUUUCACAUGGUAGCAGGGUACUAAAAUGAUAUCCCAUAUGCUUUGUUGUACAUUAUGCAUAACCAGAAGUGACGAUUGUUGUUCGAGGGCAUUCUCUAUUUUAAGAGGUGAACUGUAAUAUUUUUCAUGUGAUAUUUUCUCGAAGGGGAACUUCCUCCUGGAAUAUUGUGAUAAAAAUUGAAGUGAGAGGCUCAGAAGCUCUACAUGUUUGUGUCUGUUCUCAUAAGAUUUGGUGAUGUCAUGCAGCCUAUGAUGAAACAUCAUCAUGGUGUAGUAGGGCAUUAUGGGAUGGUAGUCAUGGUUACCCCGAGGAGAGCAUCUUGAUACGUCUGAUAAAUGUGAAACAGUAUUUGUGCUUUGAGGUUGUGAACUUUGUUGUAUUUUCUUUGUCAGCGAUUGUUGAGGUGAAUAUAAAUUGCAGGGUCUUGUGCAUUUACUGUAAAACGUGGUCUUUUGAGGAGUACAAUACCUUUGAGUCUGACGUCUGGCCUGUUUGUGUAUAUCAGAUGCAAGACACCUUCGUUGACAAUGAACACAUUAACUGUCAGUCAUAACGCUCCAUCCAUUAAACUGGUUGAUCUCAGUUUAGUUUUUAUAUAUUAAAUAAAACGCACAAUGUAUA